AUGGAGAAUGCAUACACCAAGACGCCCGCUGAGGCGCUGAAGUAUUUCCAGGUUGAGGAGCAGAAAGGUCUCAGCGCACAGCAGGUGCAAAGCGCGAGGGAGAAACAUGGAAAGAAUGCGCUGCCAGAAGACCCACCAACACCCAUCUGGGAGCUCAUCCUCGAGCAGUUCAAAGACCAGCUUGUCAUCAUCUUGCUAGGCUCGGCAGCAGUGUCGUUUGUACUGGCCCUCUUCGAAGAAGAAGAAGGCUGGACCGCAUUCGUGGACCCGGCAGUUAUCCUCACCAUCCUCAUUCUAAACGCCGUCGUCGGAGUAUCGCAAGAAACUAGCGCCGAAAAGGCCAUUGCAGCCCUCCAAGAAUACUCGGCCAACGAAGCGAAAGUCGUACGUGACGGACAUGUCAAACGCGUAAAGGCCGACGAGCUGGUCCCCGGAGAUGUCAUCUCGGUCACAAUCGGUGACAGGAUACCCGCUGAUUGCAGGAUCCUGUCCAUUUCGAGCAACAGCUUCAACAUCGACCAGUCCAUCUUGACUGGAGAGAGCGAGAGUGUAUCCAAGGAUACCAGGGCUGUCAAGGAUGAGAACGCUGUCAAGCAGGAUCAGGUCAAUAUGCUCUUCUCGGGUACUACGGUCGUUACGGGGCAUGCGACUGCGCUGGUAGUCCUGACCGGUGGUAACACGGCGAUUGGAGACAUCCACGAGAGCAUCACGGCACAGAUCUCACAGCCCACCCCCCUCAAGGAGAAGCUCAACGACUUCGGCGACCAGCUCGCAAAGGUCAUCACGGCUAUCUGCAUCCUCGUCUGGCUCAUCAACAUUGGCAACUUCAACGACCCUUCGCACGGCAGCUUCACCAAAGGCGCCAUCUACUAUCUCAAGAUCGCCGUUUCUCUCGGUGUCGCUGCUAUUCCCGAAGGUCUGGCCGUCGUCAUCACAACUUGUUUGGCUCUGGGAACGCGCAAAAUGGCUGCAAGAAACGCCGUUGUGCGAAGCCUGCCUUCUGUCGAGACACUUGGUAGCUGCAGCGUCAUUUGCUCCGACAAGACAGGUACUCUUACCACCAACCAGAUGAGCGUCAACAAGAUGGUCUUCCUCAACGAACAAGGUAGUGGCCUCGAAGAGUUUGAUAUUGAAGGCACCAGCUUCGCCCCUGAGGGUCAGGUCUCCCUCCGUGGCAAACCCCUUGAGAACCUUGCUGCUCAAUCCGACACCGUUCGCCAGAUCUGUGAAGUUACCGCGCUUUGCAACGACGCAGCCCUUGCCUACGAUUCCAAGAACGGUACUUACAACCUCGUCGGUGAGCCUACCGAGGGCGCUCUCCGCGUCUUAGUUGAGAAGGUUGGCACUCCAGAUAUUGCCCACAACGCGACCCGCGCCAGCACCUCGCCCGAAGGACUUCUCGAUUUCUCUACCAAGCACUACGAGAGCCACUACCCCCGCCUAGCCACUUAUGAGUUCUCUCGCGACCGUAAGAGCAUGUCUGUUCUAGUCAAGAAUGGUAACUCGCAGAAACUACUUGUCAAGGGCGCCCCGGAAUCGAUUCUUGAUCGUUGCACCAAUGUCAUUGUCGGCAAGAACGGAAAGAAGAUGCCCAUGAGCAAGCAACUUUCUACCCUUAUCAACAAGGAAAUUGUCGAGUACGGCAACCGUGGUCUUCGUGUUAUUGCUGUGGCGUCUGUUGAAGACAUUGAAUCGAACCCACUUCUGGCAAAGGCUAAGACUACCAAGGAAUACACCCAGCUGGAGCAGAAGAUGACUCUCAUCGGUCUCGUCGGCAUGUUGGACCCUCCCCGCCCUGAAGUCCGCGACUCAAUCGCUAAGUGCCGCUCCGCUGGUAUCCGUGUUGUAGUCAUCACUGGAGACAAUCAGAACACUGCCGAGUCCAUCUGCCGUCAAAUCGGUGUCUUUGGCCCUAACGAAGAUCUCACUGGCAAGUCUUUCACAGGUCGCCAAUUCGACGACCUUUCCGAGUCCGAGAAGAUGGAAGCUGCCAAGCACGCCAGCCUCUUCUCCCGCACUGAGCCAACACACAAAUCCAAACUCGUCGACCUUCUCCAACAAGCCGGUGAGGUUGUCGCUAUGACUGGUGACGGUGUCAAUGAUGCGCCUGCUCUCAAGAAAGCCGAUAUUGGUGUUGCUAUGGGUUCCGGAACCGAUGUAGCCAAGCUCGCCGCCGACAUGGUGCUUGUAGACGACAACUUUGCUACCAUCGAAGGUGCCGUUGAAGAAGGUCGUUCCAUCUACAACAACACUCAACAGUUCAUCCGCUAUCUCAUCUCUUCCAACAUUGGAGAAGUCGUCUCUAUCUUCCUGACUGCCGCUAUGGGUAUGCCUGAGGCUCUGAUCCCUGUUCAACUCCUCUGGGUCAAUCUCGUCACCGAUGGUCUCCCCGCUACCGCUCUCUCUUUCAACCCUCCAGACCAUGAUGUAAUGAAGCGCCAACCCCGCAAGCGCGACGAGCCUCUCAUCAGUGGCUGGUUGUUCUUCCGCUACAUGGUUAUUGGUACCUACGUCGGCGCUGCGACUGUUGGUGGCUACGCGUGGUGGUUCAUGUUCAAUAGCGAUGGGCCCCAGAUCUCCUUCUACCAGCUCCGCCACUUCCACCGCUGCUCGACUCAGUUCCCUGAGAUUGGUUGCGAGAUGUUCAGCAACUCGUCUGCCCAAGCUGCGUCUACUGUUAGUCUGAGCAUUCUGGUCGUCAUCGAGAUGCUCAAUGCCAUGAACGCGUUGAGCAGCUCAGAGAGUCUGCUUACAUUACCGCUUUGGGAGAACAUGAUCCUUGUUUAUGCCAUUUGUUUGAGCAUGGCUUUGCACUUUGCACUUCUCUACGUCCCAUUCUUGCAAGGGCUGUUCAGCGUCAUUCCACUGGACGGCAACGAGUGGAAAGCGGUUAUGGCGAUCAGCGCGCCAAUCAUCAUCAUCGACGAGGGCCUCAAAUUCCUCGAACGCAAAUUCUUCAUCCAAAAGGGUAACGAGAAGUUGGAGCUUGCUGAACAGCAGAACGGCAGGGCGAAGAAGGACUAG
Alternaria burnsii is the source of this 3024-nucleotide messenger RNA. Its product is annotated as calcium atpase. Bases 1 to 3024 code for a protein of 1007 amino acids. The transcript is spliced from 4 exons. Gene Ontology annotation, cellular component: membrane. Gene Ontology annotation, molecular function: ATP binding; P-type calcium transporter activity; ATP hydrolysis activity. Gene Ontology annotation, biological process: intracellular calcium ion homeostasis; calcium ion transmembrane transport. The record is from RefSeq and is a predicted model, not a curated record. NCBI's taxonomy places the organism in Eukaryota, Fungi, Ascomycota, Dothideomycetes, Pleosporales, Pleosporaceae.